GCUAUGUCAAACCGGAAACCGUUUCGAACGAACCGGCGCGGAUCGGCGCGAUGGACGCGUCGGCCAAGGUGGCCCGAGGGCGCAGCGAGGCCAACCUCGAGCACCUCACGAUCUCGGUGCCAUCAACCUCGCCACUCUACUCGAACGACUUUCAGAGCGGCUCGCCAUCGCUCCUGCGCCGGUCGCCAACGAGUCGCGACGCCGAUCGGUACAAGUCGUCGUCCAUGCUGCGCACGCCUACGUCCAAGGAAGUCGUCUGGAUACAACAAUAUGACCCGCGUCGUCGGCAGUACUACUAUCUCAACGGGUCCACGGGCGAGACGACUCUCGCCAAGCCGCGUUUCUUCUCCAAGGAGCUCCGCGAGCGCAAGAGCGUGGCAGCGCUCACGAUGCAGUGCGCACUGCGCUCGCACUUGGCACGCACGCGCGCGGCAGCCUUGCGCGUCGGUGCCCCCGCAACGUCGCACACGGGCGACGCGGUCCUCGACGAAGCGUACGCGCGCAAGACCAAGCACAUUGCGUCGCUCCUCACCGACAUUGCAAACCUCCUCGUGCUGCGGACGCCCUCCUUUGUCAAUGCCUCUUCGACAGACAAUGACGACGAUAACAAAGACACGGAAGGUCAUCUCGAUCGGGACGAGCUACUUGCGUUGUAUGCGGAGUUUGAGUCGACGCUCCGGUCGCUCACGUCAACCUUUGCCGCUGUCGAGGCCGUCAUCCGCGAGCUCCAAGACCAAGCGCUUCUCUUAACCAAGCAUGAAGACAUCAACGAGACGCUCAUUCAAGUGCAGAAAGGCGCGGUCCGACUCCACCGAACUAUCCUGGAGAAGGAUGCUCGCUUUUGCGAAAUGGACGCGGCGCGGCUCAAUGCUGCGUACGCUACCUACACGACGAUGGUCGCCGAGUCCAAGCAGCGGGAUACGACCAGUGUGCUGCAAAAGGCACUCCGGCGCUGCGAAGCCAUCUUCCGCAGAACCCUGGGCCCGGCUGCGGUGCAAACCGGCCGCGGCAUGGACGUGACCAAGGUCGCUGGCAAGGUGUUUGCCGACUGGCACGACGCCGUCACAAUGGCGGUCGAGAGCGUCCGCGAGCUGGAGGCGGCUGCCAAUGUACCAAUCACACCUGCCGUCGUUGCCGUCGACGUAGCGCCGAUAGUGGAAGCAGUACCACCGCCUCUCGUCGCAACUGUCAUGCCCGAAGUACCGGAAACCAAGAGCCCGCGCCGAAGCUCGUACGACGUGGCGUAUCUGCAAGCACGCUGGGCGAGUGGCCUCAAGCUCCGGGCCAAGGAUGCCGACGCGCAGCGACAACGCGCCAGCGCAGCCGAGCAGCAGCGAUACCACGCGUUUCAAGACCGCGUGUACGCGCAAGCCCAGUACCGAGAAGAGCGCAACCGGUGCAAGCUCACCAUCUGGGAGGCGGUCGUUGAAGGGUGGUCGGUCGAGAAGAUGAGCCAUCUCGUGGCACAAGAAACGAAAAGGACCAUGCAAGACGGUGUCUCGAGCUUCCGCCUCCGCGACGCGCAGUCAGAGAAUGGCCGGACGCUGCUUCAGCUCGCUUGCUGGUGGGGCCACGAGCAUUUGGUGCGGUACUUUGUCGAGAAGGGCUCCAACUUGGGCCAAUUCGACAGCGUGUGCAAUCGCUUCACCCUCCUGCACGACGCGGCGCGCGCGGGCCACGCACCGGUCGUCCGCGCACUGCUCGAGUACGGUCUCAGCGUGAGCGUGGUCGACGCCAGCGGCGACCUGCCCUUGCACUGGGCGUCGCGGCGCAACCAUCUGGACGCGGCCAAAGCGCUACUGGAGUGCGACGGCAAGCCGCCAAGCGCCCACGUUGCGCGAUGGAAGAGUCUUGGCACGCGGAAUGCGCGCGGAAAGCUCCCGAUCGACGUCACUAACUCGUUUAGCCUCCGCAAGUUCCUCUUGGACGAGCAGGACAAGGCGUUGCGGGGCCUCGAGGCCCACGCCGCCGAGGCCAAGGUGCCGACGGGUACGACCGACCCGUACAUCUAUGCACUGCGUCGGCGGGAUGCUGUGAUUGGGCCCCACGCGCUCGCGGCCGCACCGCUUCGGCGAGCCACUUUAUUGCUGCCGGCCAAACCGAACCACUUUGGCGAGUCGGGCGAGUACAUUGACGCCCGACGACAAAAGGAGUUGCGCGUGAAGAAGGCGACGGCAAAGGCGGUCAAGCAGCUUACCCGCGACGGCGCCAAGCGAAGUCUGGUGCGCGCGGCAGGUCAAAAGUUGAAAGCCAAGCUACGGCCGCGCAAGAAGAGCAGCUACGUCGGCGACCCCGACGCCUUCCCACUCGAUAGCUGGGACUAAUGGACAGUCCAGAACAUUAUUUGAGGUAGCUGCUCGACCUUGUGUUGUCGUCGCUAGAGGAUUAGGGUUACGGUUGUAUCCCAUCUCGAUACAUAUCGAGUCGAGCGAGUGGUUCUACGUCGUAGAGAUCAA
Messenger RNA from Saprolegnia diclina VS20, 2456 nucleotides. RefSeq lists its product as hypothetical. The transcript has 6 exons. Gene Ontology annotation, biological process: protein localization to ciliary inversin compartment. Gene Ontology annotation, molecular function: protein binding. The record is from RefSeq and is a predicted model, not a curated record. The coding region runs from base 51 to 2324 and encodes 757 amino acids. Gene Ontology annotation, cellular component: ciliary inversin compartment. Lineage: Eukaryota; Oomycota; Saprolegniomycetes; Saprolegniales; Saprolegniaceae.